UGGUUUGAGGAGAGCAUGGGGUGGGACAACCAGAGACGACCGUACUCUCCCAGUCGUUCAGUCCGCGCCCCGACACGCAAUCACGCGCACACUUCUCGUCGUCUCGCUGAGAAUCCGAACUUUCCGUUUCCUUUUUUUUCUCUUUACGCUCUCGCUUGUGACUCGAGAGUUCUUCGAGUGGCUGCCACGCGCGUCUUACACCCGCCGAUUCUUCUUGUUGUCGCGAUUACUCUUUUCCCUUUCAACGUGACGCGACUACACGCGGUCCUCUUUGGUUCUAACAAGGCAAAAUCAACGCAAAGCCAAACUAAUUACCCAUAAUUAACCAGUGUGCCCAUUAUGACAACUCUGAAGAUUCCUCCGCAUCGUCUUAAAUCG
This is a messenger RNA of Bombus impatiens (common eastern bumble bee), 378 nucleotides long. RefSeq lists its product as uncharacterized. NCBI's taxonomy places the organism in Eukaryota, Metazoa, Arthropoda, Insecta, Hymenoptera, Apidae. The transcript is spliced from 2 exons. The record is from RefSeq and is a predicted model, not a curated record. Bases 16 to 321 code for a protein of 101 amino acids.